GGUUAUAUUACAGCAACAUAUUAAAAACAACCUUGGUAAUUGGUUCCUUCAUCUUAUUAUUAAUCACUAAAAUUGUUAUACGAAUAGUAUUUUAUUUUCUGACAAUUAGUCAAAUAUUUAAAACUCAAUUUCAACAUUUAGAAAUAAUUUAAAUAUAAAUAUUAACACAAAACGCACAAAACUUAAAAAACACAAAUGCCAAAUUGUCAACAAAAGUGAAGUUGUCUUUUAAACGAAAUCGAUUAUGAUUUAAAUAUCGAAUUGUUAGGUCGUUCACUGCGCAGACAACUUCACAUUGUUUCCUGUUCCGCCAUUUUAGUUGCGGGUGUCACUCCGGAAAAACUCUCUUUAUUUUUGUAAUAUUUAUAAAAUAAUUAACAAAAAGAAUAAUAAUAGGUAUUGUGUGGAAGUGAUAUUAACAGUAAAAUAAAAGUGUGGAAAAAGUAAUCGUACCCGAAAAAGAUAUAAUUGAAGGAAUUAAUCCAACUCCAAAACCACAGAUUCAACUGCGGCAAAUUUCAACGAAAGAACGAAUCUCCAAAUUUACGGAAUAUUUUCAAUAUUCGAAAAAUCGACUAAAAACGAAAUUGGCAUUCUGUUUGCAGACGAAAAUAAUCUAAAGGUUAGUUUGAAUAACAUUUUCAUUUUUAGGUUACGUUUGCAUGUAAAUUUUUUUCGCUACAUUUAGUAAAUUUUCUUAACUUUAUUUAUAAAUCCAAAAAUGUUCUCUAAAUGGUAAAAAUAACGAAAAUUUGCCUAAAAAGUUAAUUAAAAACCGUUAAAAACAAUUGAUAUCGAUCCAAUAUCGAUUGUUUCGAUUAUAUUCAUUUGCUGUGUUCACUGCGCAGCCAACUUCACUCAGUUUCUGACUCCGCCAUUUUAGUUGCGAGUGACGUCAAGUGACGCUCGUAAAAGUUUCUUUUCUCACGAAAUAUUAGUGAAAUAAUUAACAAAAUGAAUAAUAAUACAGUGUAAAAGUGCUAGUAAUAGUAGAAUAAAAGUGUAGAAAAAGUAAUUGUACCCGAAAAAGAUAUAAUUGAAGGCCAAAACAGUAAAUCAGUCGAACUCCAAAACCACAGACUCAGCUGUGUGAGAUAGAAUUUCAACAAAGAAUUUUCCUAAUUUACGGAAUCUUUUCACUAAAUUAGAGUGAAUUAUCGAUGAAAAGAAGACAAAUCAACUAAAAAAGAAAUAGGCGCACUAUUUGCAGACAAAAAUAAUCUAAAGAGGAAUAAAAAUGUCGGUGACGGGAAUCGAACGCUAUGCAUGUACCCGUCAGGUUGGUGCCUUAAUCCACGCAGCUACUGUCUAUCUUCAAGUGCAAGAAUUUGUGGUGAGUUUCGCAACGCCUAAUGAAGAAAAAAAUUUCGGUGACGGGAUUCGAACGCAACGGAUGUACUCGACGGUUGGUGCCUUAGUCCGCGUGGCUAGUGUCUACCUUCAAGUGUUACAAUGAAGUGGUUGCAGAAAAAAGUGUUGUGCUAGUGAGUGAGGAUUCUUUUGCCGCUGGUCCAGAGGGAUGCUGCUACCGCUUUGCCAGAGAUGCUGCUAUCGAUAAUGGCUUUAACAAUGAAUUUCAACGCAGUUUAUGAGAACAAAGGAUUAUUUUCUGCUGUUCGCCAUGGAGAAGGCAGAAUCAUCGAUAGAUGGAAGUGUAGCAGAUUUGGAGGAUAGGGAUCCAAAUAAUUUAAAUCGACACAUUCAGGUAACGUGGGACGACAUAAUCGGAGAGCCCGAAGGAAUUCGAAGUCCAGAAUGCGCUUGGAGAUUAAGUGGUCACUGUUUUCGAUUAUCACGAGGUUUUUGGUACAUUCUUUUGUCAGUACUGAUCGCUCCCUUGAUUGCCCUUUGCCUCGGUAUCACCUUUGCGUGUCUAACAUUCACGCAAGUUUGGUGCUGCGUUCCUUUUGUAAGAAUUUUCCGAAUACUAUUUGCACCGAUAAGAGUCUUCAUUACAAUAAUAAUUCAGGCAGUGUUGCGUCCAAUUUUCGAGUCAAUUGGAUAUUUAUGUUAUAAUAUAAGAAUUUUCAAUCAAAGACUUCCCGAUGGACCAGAUCGCAAGGAUGACAUGAUUUUAAUUUAAUUU
Molecule: messenger RNA, 2086 nt
Organism: Leptopilina heterotoma
Lineage: Eukaryota; Metazoa; Arthropoda; Insecta; Hymenoptera; Figitidae
Product: caveolin-3-like
Exons: 9
Coding region: 1589-2083 (164 amino acids)
Biological process (GO): caveola assembly
Cellular component (GO): caveola
Molecular function (GO): molecular adaptor activity
Source: RefSeq, a predicted model, not a curated record